Messenger RNA from Panicum virgatum (switchgrass), 1051 nucleotides. RefSeq lists its product as uncharacterized. Lineage: Eukaryota; Viridiplantae; Streptophyta; Magnoliopsida; Poales; Poaceae. The record is from RefSeq and is a predicted model, not a curated record. The coding region runs from base 395 to 1051 and encodes 218 amino acids. The transcript is spliced from 3 exons.
AGCCGCGAGGAAAGGUUAGUCCCUCAUGAUGAACUGUGAUUGUAUUGUGACGAGUAGUUUCUGACUUUUGUGUUGUUUUGUAGGGUUCCAGCCCCUUCAAGUGCUCCUGGUGCAAUAGUGGGCCAGGACACGAGUGGUACUGCAGGUACUCCGAGUACAUCCACUCCUGCUCCGAGUCCUACACCCCCCGCGACUAGCACUGGUCCGAUGCGGAGGGUGCUGCAGGUACCUAGGAAACUUAUCGUCAAAAGGGCAAAGACGUAUGUUUUUUACCUGAAAAGUAGUCAAUACUUUUCCAGAUGAACUCCUUUUUAAUUUUGUGUUAUGCAGGAGUGUGGCCGAAUUGAACCUGCAACUGGUUAGAGUGCCGUCGGCUGCUUCGGCUCAGGGCCCCAUGGAUGAGGCCAUAGAGGUGGCGGCACCCGAUGCAGGGAUGCCUGCUCUGGCAAGGACUUCACCUCCCUCUGCUGCUGCUGAAACGACGGAUGUGGAGGAGGUGGGAGAUAGGGGUCCUACUUGGUCAGCGGAACAAUCUUCUCACCAAGGCGUGCCACCCCCAAGGUCAGGUCCACUGGGGACUUCAGCCCCAAAGGUGUCUCCCCCCGAGUCGGUGAAUGAGAUCCCCGUUGGGCUGAUCGAGGAUGAUCUGCUUGAUGAAGAUCUUUGCCACAAUAUGUUGAACUCGCUGCGACGAGUGUACAAACACCACAAGAGUAAUCCUGCGCUCCGAGUCAAAUCAUCAAUCUUGGCUGUGAAGUCUGAAGGCCUCCAGCCAGUUCCUGUGCUGAAGCAGGAACUUGAAGAAAAAGGUGUUGUAAUUGCUGAGCUCAGGAGGCAGUUGGCUACUGCUCGCGAGAGUGGUGGGGUCCUUGGCGCUGCGAGUACUUCAAGUCAGUACCAGGAGGAACUAGCUCGAGUCCAGAAUCUUGAAGAGUACAAGAAAACCAUCAAACAACAGCUUGAUGGUGCUGACAAAAAGCUUGCCGAGAACAUGAACACCAUCCAGAAGCUGAAACUGCGACAAGGAGAGGAGGGAUCUAGAGAUCUUUGA